AUGUCUCUUGAGACUGGUGGCAGGCAAUCAGAGAAGAAAGGUGCGUCCGAGAAUUUUCGUCACGGAGAUCGAAAUUCUGAUAUACUUUCUGUCCAAAGUAGUACAACAGAAUCUACAAACGUGAGGGAGCAUGAUUCGUCAUUUCCAAUAUCAGCGCCAGAUAGUGAUUCUGAUACACCUAAAUCUGCCACAAGUGGUGAAACAAGUACCCGGGCAUCCAGUAGCGUUGGAAUAGUGUUUACGAUAAAGGAGGUCUACAAUACGCGGACUAUGACAGGCAAGCAAUGGAAUCACAUUUCCGACUGGUCCUUUCUACUGAAUCUCAUUUUGAAUGGAGGGUUAUUUGGGCUGAUAUUCUUAGUUGCCGAGAAAAACACCUCAUUACCAGAAGAGAAGAAUUGGACGAUCUAUGGCACCUUAUUGGGGCUUCUGAUCGCCUGCUUUGAGGUGCUCCUCACGCUGGGUUUCAACAUGAUUACGUUCAAGGCUGAGAUGAAGGCCUCAUUUGUAUUGGUACCCGCAUUUCUCACCUUUGGAUACAUCUCUAUAAUGGCCAUCGAAUUGUUCGGACUAGUCGCACUGGUAACUGUGACUGGCCUUAAGCUGGAAGAUGAAUUAGACUCGCGGCAAAUAUUCGAGUACGACUGGUGCCGAGUGGGCGGCACUGCAACUGGACAGAAUAUCAGUCUCACAACUGGCUCUGGUCCUUUACCGACGACUUUCGCCAUUACGGGACCACAAGCAAUCUGCUACACAGCCCCGACAGAUCGUCCCGUUUCAAGCAGAAGUAGAGAGUAG
Molecule: messenger RNA, 798 nt
Organism: Sphaeroforma arctica JP610
Lineage: Eukaryota; Ichthyosporea; Ichthyophonida
Exons: 2
Coding region: 1-798 (265 amino acids)
Source: RefSeq, a predicted model, not a curated record